Messenger RNA from Babesia bigemina, 2883 nucleotides. RefSeq lists its product as hypothetical. The coding region runs from base 1 to 2883 and encodes 960 amino acids. The record is from RefSeq and is a predicted model, not a curated record. The transcript has a single exon. Lineage: Eukaryota; Apicomplexa; Aconoidasida; Piroplasmida; Babesiidae.
AUGAGAGUGAUGGGAGGUGAUAAGUAUGUUGUAAAAGAGCACGAAGAUGCUAAAUUUGAUGACGCAUCGGGUACUACAUUGUUUGAUAAAAUUAGUGAGCUUGCCCGGUCCUUUGCUUCAUCACCGAAGGACGCAAAUAAUCUUGCCAACUUCAAAUCGUUAUCCACUAAUUUCCACAAAUAUUUCACUAAUAUUCAUAAGUAUACAGAACACCAAAUUAGUUCCGAAAAUGCCUCUGAACCCGACGCCAUCAGAGCUAUUACAUCCGCCAACCGUGAGCACCUCACCGACGUCAACUCCAAUUUCAACAAUUUACUCGACCACCUCAAAAUCAACAGUAAAUCACACAGAACAUAUAUAUUUGAUAAUACUUACACCAAUCUACAUUCUUCCCUCUCCUCCUCCCUCGCCUCCCUAUCCCCCUCCCACUUCGCCAACCCCCGGCACCCGGAGCUGCUCGAUGCGGUCAGAGCGGGGCUGCGGGGGUUUGUCGAGCAGAUGGAGCGGGUGUAUGUGAAUGGGUAUGAUGGGCAUAAGGAGAGUAUUAAUUUUGAUGAAUUAGUUAUAAAUGGAAGUAAUAACGACAAAAAAUUGUCGGAGAACGGCAGAAACUUGUCGAAGGUAUUUUUGACGAUUUUGGAGACAUUGUAUCAUCAGUUGCAUUGGUUGAGUGAUGGAUGCGCCAAACAAAAAAACAGACAAAUUAAUUUGGAAACGAUUCGUGAAAACAAGAAAAAUAUGACCAAUCAGCUUGGCGGUUUCUUUAGUAGGAACGGCUACCGGGUAUCCAAGGAGGAAAAUUCCCAUGAGGGGGAGUUGAGAAAUGAAAAGGAAUUCCACGCAGAGAAAAUAGCAAGUGAACUACUAAACAAGGAUCUACAACCUUCAAAUAGCAUCCUUACACAGUGGAAGCAGAAGAGUGAGUCCACUGAAGGAAGCAGCCACAGCACUUCACAGAUCACCCUUCUCGACAUACUUGACUUCUUCCACGACCAGUUGCUCGACUAUUUUAAGACGUCUCACCUUCGCCAGAUUCCAUCGCCCAAAGCACCGUGCAAUAUCUACCAGAUGCUGCAAUGGCUCACGGGACUGCGGCACAAUCCGAUGUAUGAGAAACUACGCGGGAACUUCAAAGUACUGUUCAAAAAGCCCGAGGAAGAGAGAGCAAACGAAGAAUCCGCCUACAAACUUGAAUCCACUGAGGCAAAGUUGAACGCUGAGGAAUUAAGCACGAUGCUUCGCAAAGUUUGCAACUACUCCGUCGACGUGCUGGUUGCAAUCCAGGGACACGGGCACGCGGAUGGUGUAUAUGCCGUGGACUUCUACACUAAUCAGAGUAACAUCACUUAUCCAAGCAGUGCAGGUGCGUGCUUCGACAUGCUCGUCGACGUAUCGAAUAGGGUGUAUGAGCAACUUACAUUUAUAUACAAGAUUUGUCAGAACGGUCCUGAGAGUGGAGGCUGGCGUGAUUGUCAAUACGGGCAGCACGUUGCCGGGUCGGCUUGGAACUGCAACAAGAAGCAAUGUGCCAACCAAACAUGCCCCCAAAUAGCUGACCAAAACGCUAACCAAAACGCUAACCAAAAUGGUGACCAAAAUGCUGGGGAAAACUGCGACCGGCACCCUACGUGCGGAGUGAAAUCUCCACUUCAGUCGUUCCUGGAAGAUGGUCUCCAGGGUUUCUUACCGCAUCAAUUCAAGGCUCCAGGCUGCAAGCUAGAAUGUGCUGUCCCUAACCACUUUGGCAAACCGUGUAAAACGCCGAUGGGUUUCAGGGAUAUUGGUAUUGUGGCAUCGCAUACGCAGAACGGCACGCAUCUUAGGGAUGCUGUUUACAAACUGUGUGGAGACGUCGGCAGACCACUCACCAGGCUGUGCGCUUUUACAAAAUGUCUGCUGAAGACGCCGCCUCAGACACUUGGAGAUAUCUUCGGUUUCUUCCAGUGUUACCUGGCAAACUGGAAUGGUAUUUCACCGCCGAAGAAGGAAGCCCUCACGCAUAAGAGCGUAGCGUUCAAAAGUGCAGUAAAGGAGGCUUAUUUCGGGAACGAAUACGAUCUCAAUCUCCCUUCACUUUUCGCAAGCAGCAGUCACCGAAAUAAGAACGGUACUCAUAAAAGAGGUGACCUGUUCAGCAUAACGUCGUGUGAGUCCAGCGACGAGGCGACGUGUGGGAUGUACGUUCAAUCCGUCAACUUGAACCUGUAUAGCAUUUUCGCUGCCUCCAAUAACAAGCAAUAUCUGUCGUGGGUUGUAUACAUUAGCGAAACAUUCUAUGCAUUGCUUAAGGCGCUGCUCGACGAGUGCUGCAAGAAUUGCGAUACUGCUGGUACCAGAUGCCACGACAAGAGCUGUGUUGAAGAUUGCGAAGUCAAAUGCUACUACGAUUUACUGAAGUCCAAUAAUACGGAAGCAGCCGUAAAGCAGCUCGAUGGCAAGAAUCACAAAGAAAAAUGCCAUUCAAUCGUGGAAUGUCAAAACACCCAUCCAACGCUGUAUAAGUACGGCUUCACUUUUGGAAGCCAGCACAGACUGAGCGGCUUGUCAGACAGUGGCGCUAAAAAGCGUACGUGCAAAGAUUUCUGCAGCGCGUUGAAGAGCAUCCUUAACGAUGAGACGCAAGUAGGAGCUGCGCUUGCCAAAUUAGUUUAUAGAACGAUUCCAGAAUAUCUAUGGAAGAUCAGAGAACCGUUCACCUACCUGGUCUUGGCCCUCUGGCUCCUCUCCUUCCUCUACCUCACCCACAUCAUGGUCAUCCGCCUCGACCUGCUCCACAUCAAAUCACAUUUGAGAUCACCCUCAUCGCACCGUAUCGCUGCUCAAUCACUACUUGCUGCAGCACGCGUUAACAAACUGGGCAAAGUGUUUUAUCUGCAACCAUAA